Messenger RNA from Antechinus flavipes (yellow-footed antechinus), 809 nucleotides. It is a transcript of the gene SPMAP1, whose product is annotated as chromosome 4 C17orf98 homolog. The record is from RefSeq and is a predicted model, not a curated record. NCBI's taxonomy places the organism in Eukaryota, Metazoa, Chordata, Mammalia, Dasyuromorphia, Dasyuridae. The coding region runs from base 262 to 726 and encodes 154 amino acids. The transcript is spliced from 3 exons.
UUCCUCUCUGGCCCUUUGUAGCAAGCAAGAGGUCUUCAGGAUAAGACCUCCCCAAGCAGUGCGAUCUGGACCGUAGCUGAGAACGUACUGCUCUCCCGAACCUCGGAAUCUGGGUGCAAGGGCAGGGUGGGUCCAAAAAGGUUUGUGGCGCCUGGGGCUUUGGAAUCACGUAACAAUGUGGGCGGAGCCUGAAAGGCAAGGAACUGUUCAGGGUCCUGGCAAAAGAAAUUCCACCGCAGCUUGGGUGCGUGGCAGGCUGAGAUGGUGCGACUCUCGGAGCGUUCCCUGCGGCAGGAGAAGGAGUUCAUCCUAGAUGGGGUGGCCUUGAGCACCAUGGCCAGCUCUUACCAACGCACUUUGCCCAAGCUCUGGUCUGCUAUACCUCCUUACAACGCACAGCUGGACGUCCACGCGCGCUCUUACUUCCAGUCUCCCGUGGUCCAAUCCGUGUUGCGAAAAACAGACCAGACACAUGGUGGGACAAGUCAAGAUGGCUGGAUAGUAGAUUACUUCCACAUCUUUGGGCCGGGACAGAGAUAUCUGAACAGGAGAAAUUGGGCAGGGGCAGGACACUCCCUUCAGCAGGUGACUGGACAUGACAGCUUCAAUGCAGAUCUCAGAACGAUCCGGGGUUAUAAUGGGCGAUUUGGCUAUCGCCGAAAUACUCCUGCCCUUCGCCAGCGCACAUCAGUUUUUGGAGAAGUCACUGCAUUUCCAUUAUUCUAAUAACAGCCUCAUCUCACUGGUUUUCCUCCCUAUUCCUUACCCUAUUUCGCAGUAUAUACAUUUAAAUAAAUUUUGAUUUUUAA